AUGGAUGCACUUAUAUUCACAUUAUUGCUGAGUGUAUUGGGUCUGUUUAUUUUAAUCCCUCGCCUACGCAAAACUGAUCUUGGUGAAAAGGGGAAGUCUAAUGUCACUACAAAGGCAGCAAAAGCAUACACCAAAGCUGAAGUUUCAUCCCAUAACAAGAGGACUGACUGUUGGAUCAUCAUUAAAGACAAGGUUUAUGAUGUUACCUCUUACGUCGAAGAACACCCUGGUGGUGAUGCCAUCCUAGCACAUGCUGGUGAUGAUUCAACUAAAGGUUUCUAUGGGCCACAGCAUGCUACCCGAGUGUUCGACAUGAUCGAGGACUUCUACAUUGGAGAUAUAAAAAAGUAA
Fraxinus pennsylvanica is the source of this 351-nucleotide messenger RNA. The record is from the annotation of a GenBank genome assembly. Lineage: Eukaryota; Viridiplantae; Streptophyta; Magnoliopsida; Lamiales; Oleaceae.